CUUCAAAAAGUGAAGAAGAAAAUGCAACUCAAUUCUAUUCAUUUCUCCUUGUUUCUUUUUUUCUCGUUGGUUUCACUUAACAUCGCUGGUGCCGGUGGUUCCGGUGACCAGAAAACACUGACGACCUCCAUGGAGGGCUCAAAUGCUCCGAGUGGUGCUACUGGUUCCGCCUAUGGUCCUAGCUGGGACUACAGCUGGGGAUGGGGUUCGAGCCCCGGGAUUGGAUGGGGUUACGGCUCGGGCUCGGGGAGGUCGCCCAAUGGGUUCGGGAGGGGUUAUGGGUUUGGGUUUGGGUCCGGAACGGGGUCUGGUUCGGGGUAUGGGUAUGGGUCUGGAAGUGGUGGUGCCCAUGGCGGUGGCUACGGUUCUGGAAGUGGACAAGGGAACUCCGGGGGGGCGGCUCGGCUGGAGGAAGCGGUGGUUCGAGUGAAAAUGGAAACGGCAACCGUUGGCCGUCUGUUGACAGGAACCACCAUGGUUAAUUCUCAUGUCGGGAAACUAUGCUUAGUAUGUAAUAUAAAAUAGAUGGUGUGUAAAAUUAUAUAUAUAUAACGAGUGUUACGGCGGUUUUAUAAGUUAAAAAGCUUAUAUAUGUUUA
Molecule: messenger RNA, 598 nt
Organism: Hibiscus syriacus
Lineage: Eukaryota; Viridiplantae; Streptophyta; Magnoliopsida; Malvales; Malvaceae
Product: putative glycine-rich cell wall structural protein 1
Exons: 1
Coding region: 22-525 (167 amino acids)
Source: RefSeq, a predicted model, not a curated record